Cooperia oncophora is the source of this 519-nucleotide messenger RNA. The record is from the annotation of a GenBank genome assembly. NCBI's taxonomy places the organism in Eukaryota, Metazoa, Nematoda, Chromadorea, Rhabditida, Trichostrongylidae.
CUGUUAGUAUCACCUCAGUAUUUUGCAGGUUGUUUGAAAAAAUUGUUAAAAGAGUCAUUGUGCAUCAUUAGAGACCAAGCAAGUUCUAUCCAGACAUCAGCAGGGUUUAGAGAAAAGAGGUCGACUGCAACACUUAUGUUAGAGACACUAAAUGAUUGGACAGCUGUACUGGACGUUAGAAGCUAUCUUGAUGUCAUCUGUUUUGAUUUCCAAAUAGCUUCCGACAAAGUUAUCCAUUCUAUUUUGCUUCACACACUCGUGAAAAAUCAUCAAAUGGAUAAAAAAUUCUUGAGAGAGCGAACUUUCCAAGUCAAAAUCGGUACUUCACUGCCUAAAGUUCAAAGUGCACCAAGAAGGGUCCCCCAAGGCAGCGUCCUAUCUCCAGUAUUAUUCAAUAUUUACACUUUCGAUCUGCCGCCUUCAGUGGAGAAGUUAGGUCUGAGAGUCCAAGAGAUUCCUGAAAUAUCCAACGAUCCGAAGAACAGCGGGUGCUGGCUCUUGGACAUAGGCGAUCAGUGA